AGCAUGUCAACUGUCAAGGAGAAGCUUAUUGAGAAUCUAAUUGGGGAAGAGAAGAUCUCCCAGAGUAAGAUCACCAUUGUCGGAACUGGUGCUGUAGGCAUGGCCUGUGCUAUUUGUAUCUUAUUGAAGGAUUUGGCCGAUGAACUUGCCCUUGUUGAUGUUGCAGUGGACAAAUUGAAGGGAGAAACAAUGGAUCUUCAGCAUGGCAGUCUUUUCUUUAAUACUUCAAAGAUUACCUCUGGAAAAGAUUACAGUGUAUCUGCAAACUCCAAAUUAGUUAUUGUCACAGCAGGUGCGCGGCAGCAGGAGGGAGAAAGUCGCCUUGCCCUGGUCCAACGUAAUGUGAACAUUAUGAAAUCGAUCAUUCCUACCAUAGUCCAUCAUAGUCCUGACUGUAAGAUGCUUAUUGUUUCAAAUCCAGUGGAUAUUUUGACAUAUGUGGUCUGGAAGCUAAGUGGCUUACCUGCAACUCGGGUAAUUGGAAGUGGUUGUAAUCUAGACUCUGCCCGUUUCCGUUACCUAAUUGGGGAGAAGUUGGGUGUUCAUCCCACAAGCUGCCAUGGUUGGAUUAUUGGAGAACAUGGUGAUUCUAGUGUGCCCUUAUGGAGUGGGGUGAAUGUUGCUGGUGUUGCCCUGAAGACUCUAGACCCUAAACUAGGAACUGAUUCAGACAAAGACCAAUGGAAAAAUAUCCAUAAACAAGUUAUUGAAAGUGGCUAUCAGAUUAUCAAGCUGAAAGGGUAUACCUCUUGGGCUAUUGGACUAUCUGUGACAGAUCUGGUAGGAUCAAUUUUGAAAAAUCUGAGGAGAGUGCAUCCAGUUUCUACUAUGGUUAAGGGCUUAUAUGGAUUAAAAGAAGAAAUCUUUCUCAGUAUCCCUUGUGUCUUGGGACAAAAUGGUGUCUCAGAUAUUGUGAAAGUUAACUUGAAUUCUGAGGAGGAGGCCCUUUUUAAGAAGAGUGCAGACAUACUUUGGAAUAUCCAAAAAGAGCUGGUAUUUUAA
Puma concolor (puma) is the source of this 1002-nucleotide messenger RNA. Its product is annotated as L-lactate dehydrogenase C chain. Gene Ontology annotation, biological process: pyruvate metabolic process; lactate metabolic process. The record is from RefSeq and is a predicted model, not a curated record. Gene Ontology annotation, molecular function: L-lactate dehydrogenase (NAD+) activity. Gene Ontology annotation, cellular component: cytoplasm. Lineage: Eukaryota; Metazoa; Chordata; Mammalia; Carnivora; Felidae.